CUAAUCCAAAACCAAAGCCGGAGAGAAAAAGACCACAUCUCUAGCUUCCAAACCAAGAAAGCAGCUGCCAGUAAAACCCUCUAUAUAAGUAUAUAGUUCAUAUACAAUAUUAGCGGGCAAAAAUGGCAGCAGCUACUGUUUUCAACCGCAACUUCUCUUCUCUAGCCCUAGUUUUGGCCUUCAAUCUGGCGUUUGCUCUGACCAGCUUCACUUCUCCGGCGGAAGCUAGAGGAAAUGGAACCGCCGCGUCCUACACCGUCGAUCCUUCUUCUGCUUGUCCGAACGGUUCGGCGAUCAACGGCGGGCGAUUCCUGGCGAUGGUUCAAGCCAGAGCUUUCAACAAUGGAGCAGCCUGUGGGCGGCAGUACAAGAUCAGCUGCAUCGGCGGGACGAACGACGUCAAAGAGCCGUGCAUCAAAGGGAAGUGGGUGAACGUGACGGUUGCGAAUCUCUGCAGCGGCGACAGCUGUGACACUUUUACCCUCUCAACCGACGCUUUCGACGUCAUCGCCAAACACGACGCCGGCCGUGUUCAGAUCACCUACAAACGAUUGCAUUGAGAGAUUGAAGGCGUGGUAGAGAGAGCCGGACAUCGGUCGGCUGGCCGACGGGACGAUUAUAUCUAUGAUUCUAUAUACAUGUUUUAAGGGAUACAAGAUUUUAUGUUAAGCUCGCCCUUAGACUAUGUUAUUGUACCGGCUAGAUUAAACUUUGGUUGAUGGAUUUUUCAGACACGUUGUUUUUGACAUUAUUGUACUAUGUUCCGUGAUACAAUUACAAUAUAUUACAAGAUGAUUAAAUUUUUGAAGUGGUUGUGCCUCGUGUUGGAUGAGAUUUAGUAAUUAUCGGUAUCGUGUUUACCGGUGAAUUGAAUCUGGUAAAUAAGGUAUCCAUAAUCAAUUUAGUAUAAUUUU
Messenger RNA from Linum trigynum, 914 nucleotides. Lineage: Eukaryota; Viridiplantae; Streptophyta; Magnoliopsida; Malpighiales; Linaceae. The record is from the annotation of a GenBank genome assembly.